UGCGCUUGCGCCUGGAGCGCUGUUUGUGUCGCGCAUCCCUUGUGGUUAUCACUUUGGAAGAAAAGUUUGCGUAUUUUGUUAAGAGCGAAUAUGGCAGUAAGAGCCCAAUUCGAAAACAAUAACGAGAUUGGCGUCUUCGCUAAACUUACGAACUCGUAUUGCUUGGUGGCUAUUGGCGGUUCAGAGAACUUCUACAGCAUCUUCGAAGGCGAGCUUGCGGAUACCAUAUCCGUGAUCCACGCGUCCAUCGCCGGUUGCCGGAUAAUUGGACGGCUUACUGUGGGUAAUCGCCAUGGCUUGCUGGUGCCCAACACCACAACUGACCAGGAACUUCAGCAUCUUCGAAACUCUCUUCCCGAUAGCGUAAAAAUACAGCGGAUUGAAGAACGCCUAUCAGCACUUGGAAAUGUCAUAGCCUGCAAUGACUAUGUUGCUCUGACACACCCCGAUUUAGACAAGGAGACGGAAGAAAUUAUAGCUGACGUACUUAAAGUUGAGGUGUUCCGGCAAACAAUAGCUGGAAAUGUUCUUGUUGGCAGUUACUGUGCCCUCAGCAAUCAAGGUGGCCUGGUGCACCCGAGGACAUCCAUUGAGGACCAGGGAGAGCUUUCCUCCCUUCUACAGGUCCCUCUUGUUGCGGGCACAGUGAAUCGAGGCAGCGACGUAGUGGGUGCAGGGAUGGUGGUGAAUGAUUGGUGUGCUUUUUGUGGCAUGGACACUACAAGCACAGAGCUCUCAGUAGUGGAGAGUGUCUUCCGGCUGAAUGAGGCUACUCCAGCAGCCAUCACGACCACUAUGAAGGCAUCUUUGAUUGAGAGUAUGACUUGAUGCUGGUGUGCAGUCAAGGUGGCUGACCAUCCAAAGGUGUCCCAUGUACAGUGAAAAAACGUGCUCUCUUUUAUUCUUUUAGCACAAAUUAAUUAGUGAACGUACAUUGAAAGACAUUAAAUGAUGCUGGUUGCACAGAA
Messenger RNA from Dermacentor silvarum, 968 nucleotides. It is a transcript of the gene eIF6, whose product is annotated as eukaryotic translation initiation factor 6. Gene Ontology annotation, cellular component: nucleolus; cytosol; preribosome, large subunit precursor. The transcript has 7 exons. Lineage: Eukaryota; Metazoa; Arthropoda; Arachnida; Ixodida; Ixodidae. Bases 91 to 828 code for a protein of 245 amino acids. The record is from RefSeq and is a predicted model, not a curated record. Gene Ontology annotation, molecular function: ribosomal large subunit binding. Gene Ontology annotation, biological process: cytosolic ribosome assembly; maturation of LSU-rRNA; assembly of large subunit precursor of preribosome.